AUGGAAGACUGGAUUGUUCAGUCUUCCUUCAAGUUUGACCCUAAAACAUUUAUCCACGUUAAUAUAAUUCAUAAGAAAUCAGUUCACUCAGAAGAUCCAUUUAACGAUGAUCAACGUGAGCGGCAUGAAGUAGAAAUGCUAGCCAAGAAGUUCGAGGCAAAAUAUGGUGGGAAGCCGCACAAACAUCGGAAGGAUCGCCUGCAGGAUCUGAUUGAUAUAGGUUAUGGUUAUGAUGAAACAGACCCUUUCAUAGAUAAUUCUGAAGCGUAUGAUGAAUUAGUUCCUGCAUCACUGACAACCAAAUAUGGAGGGUUUUAUAUCAACACUGGUACACUGCAGUUCCGCCAGGCAUCGGACUCAGAGGAUGAAGACUUUGCAGAUGACAAAAAGCACAGGCCACCUAAAAUAGCAAAGUUGAAAGAAAGUGAUGAUCGUGGAAUGAAGAAGCGCAAGCGGAAGGAUGAAGAGGCAGAGAAGGAGAAGCAGCCUCGGAAAAUGAAAGUUCCUAAGCAGCUGGGAGUAAUGGCCUUAAACUCACACAAGUCUGAAAAGAAGAAAAAGAAAUUAUAUAAAGACUCACUAUCUCUGGCUGCCAUGAUCCGUAAAUUUCAGAAGGAGAAGGAAGCCAUGAGGAAGAAGGAAUCUAGUCCAAAACCUCCAGUGACUGUUGCAACCUCUACCCCUAGUAAAGUUCCUUCUUCCUCUCUCAGUGCAGGAAAUGAUAUCUCUGACUUGAACAUCAGGAUCAAUGAUCCUGUCCUCUCCAUUUUUGGUAGCACAAAUGAACGUGAGCUCCUGCAAGAAGCUGAAAGUGCCCUGGAGAUGCUGGGGGACAUUGACUUUGACAAGCUGCUUGAUGGCACUUCUGAUGGCAGCCCGGUAUCUGAGCUGUCAGGAGAAAAUGGAAAUGUCACUCAGGCAACCUACACCUCUCAGGUCAUGACACCCAAGCAGGUGCCGGCCCUCCCAGAAGGUCUGCCUACGCUUCUCGAAAAGCGCAUUGGAGACCUUCGAACAGCCGCAAAGAUGUUUGAUGAAGAGGGCAGGAAAAAGUUUUUCACACAAGACAUGAAUAAUAUUCUGCUGGAUAUUGAGCUACAGUUACAGGAGAUAAAUCCUGCCAUCCGCAAUGGAGUGUACUCUCACCUUGAGGCUUUUGUGCCAUGCAAUAAGGACACACUGAUAAAGCGUCUGAAGAAGUUACACCUCAAUGUCCAGGAUGACCGUUUGAGAGAACCGCUGCAAAAGCUGAAACUGGCUGUCAGUAAUGUCAUGCCUGAACAGUUAUGCAAAUACCAAGAGGAUUGUCAGGCCCGCAAUCAAGCCAAGAAUGCCAA
This is a messenger RNA of Tinamus guttatus (white-throated tinamou), 1337 nucleotides long. Lineage: Eukaryota; Metazoa; Chordata; Aves; Tinamiformes; Tinamidae. The record is from RefSeq and is a predicted model, not a curated record.